Molecule: messenger RNA, 1081 nt
Organism: Acanthisitta chloris (rifleman)
Lineage: Eukaryota; Metazoa; Chordata; Aves; Passeriformes; Acanthisittidae
Gene: BNIP3L
Product: BCL2/adenovirus E1B 19kDa interacting protein 3-like
Exons: 5
Coding region: 22-564 (180 amino acids)
Biological process (GO): defense response to virus; positive regulation of apoptotic process; mitochondrial outer membrane permeabilization
Cellular component (GO): nucleus; mitochondrial outer membrane; mitochondrial envelope
Source: RefSeq, a predicted model, not a curated record
GGUUCCUGGGUGGAGCUGCAGAUGAAUGGAAACGGCACUGGCACCGACAGCGGCGGUGGGAAGAACGGGGGCCUGGAGCACGUCCCUUCCUCCUCCUCCAUCCACAACGGGGACAUGGAGAAGAUCCUCCUGGACGCCCAGCACGAGUCAGGACAGAGCAGCUCGAGAGGUAGUUCCCACUGUGACAGCCCUUCACCUCCAGAAGAUGGACAUAUCACUUUUGAUGUGGAAAUGCACACAAGUAAAGACAGUAGUUCUCAGUCCGAAGAGGAAGCAGUAGAAGGAGAGAAAGAAUUGGAAGUCUUGAAGAAAAGUGCAGACUGGGUGUCAGACUGGUCAAGUAGGCCUGAAAACAUUCCUCCCAAGGAAUUCCAUUUCAGACAUCCCAAACGUUCAGUGUCUUUAAGUAUGAGAAAAAGUGGAGCCAUGAAAAAAGGUGGCAUUUUCUCUGCAGAAUUUCUUAAGGUUUUCAUUCCAUCUCUGUUCAUAUCUCAUGUUUUGGCUUUGGGACUAGGCAUCUACAUUGGGAAGCGCCUGACCACACCUUCAGCCAGCACCUAUUGAACCCUGGAGGGCAGAACCUGGACCCAGUGACCUGUGCAGGUGUUACUGUCUCAUAGAGUACAUUUGACUUGAGACCAUUUUAAGCAUGACCCUGACUUCACCCUUUCCUUACAUAUCCAGGUUUUUGCUAACUCUGGAAUUCAGUAUUGUGUUGGAACUCUGUUGAGGUGUUUGGCUAUCCACAUUCUUCCCCUCUCUCCCAUUUCCUGCCUCUUGGCCCGCAAGACACGUCAGAGUUGCUGAACGGAGUUUACAACUGUCUCUGUGUUGCAAGGGCUUCUCUCAAUGCAAAAUGCCACCAGCAAGUUUAAUUUAUCAGUGAUGCUGUUGCCUCCUUAGUGCAGCCUGACUUCGAUUGCAGUUGUGCGUGGUGUAAAUGUUGACUGUAUGGUGGUGUUGAAACUCACAGUCUCUGUGGAAGAGAAUUGUUGGUUGGAGUGGAAAAAAAGAAAAAGAAGCUGGUUGUGAAAUAAACUUUAGAAAUCGCUGGCAAUAAAAACCCCAGUUUAAAUCAGCU